AUGCAACAAAUUUUGAAACUUUUGGACGAUAGCCAAUACGAUUCAAAGUACAGAGCUUGUGAGAACAAUGUUACUAUUCAUGACAUAUUUUGGACUCAUCAAGAAAGUAUCAAGUUAUUCAACACAUUUUCAAAUGUCCUUAUAAUUGAUUUGACGUACAAGACCAAUAAGUAUAGGCUUCCGCUUCUAGAAACUGUUGGUAUGACCUCGAAGGACAAGACAUUUUCGGUUGGAUUCGCUUUUUUGGAAUGUGAGAAAGAAGAUAACUUUACAUGGGCAUUGAGAAUAUGCAAGACUUUGUUGGUUGAUCCAUAUAAUAUGCCUAGUGUCAUUGUUACCGACCGAGAUAAUGCCCUUAUGAAUCCGAUUGGUACCGUCUUUCCGACAUCAACCGUAUUACUUUGUCAGUAUCAUAUAAUAAAAAAUGUGAGAUCUAAGCUCAAACCCGCAAUUGACAACUUUGAUAAAAUUCACGAUGCCCUUGUUCCAUCAUUUACCUCUCACGCACUAAUUUCAAAGUGGAUGUCCUUCCCUAAGAUGAGUCAUCUUAUAGCAAGAGCGUAUGAUCGGGUGUGUGUCGAUUUGACGAGAUUUGGAUUUUCAAUGACAUUUUUCCCAAUUCAUAGUCGGCCACCUAUUGAUGCAUCUGGCCGCAUAAUUUAUAUCGUGUAUUUAAGAUCAUGCCAUUUUGGACAAGGUUUUUUGAAAUCGGGGUGUCCUAUUCCGGUUGCGGCAUGUCAUUGGACAACACAUCAUACAAAAGAGGCGGAUGUAACACCCCAUUUUUACCCGGCGAAUAUUAUAAAAACAGAGUUACAAAAUUUCCAACAUAACAUGGGAUGCUACACUUUCAACUUAAAAACAACGAAAUUCAAUCACCUUUAA
Vicia villosa (hairy vetch) is the source of this 885-nucleotide messenger RNA. RefSeq names its product protein FAR1-RELATED SEQUENCE 4-like. The transcript has a single exon. The record is from RefSeq and is a predicted model, not a curated record. The coding region runs from base 1 to 885 and encodes 294 amino acids. Gene Ontology annotation, biological process: regulation of DNA-templated transcription. Lineage: Eukaryota; Viridiplantae; Streptophyta; Magnoliopsida; Fabales; Fabaceae.